Molecule: messenger RNA, 954 nt
Organism: Knipowitschia caucasica
Lineage: Eukaryota; Metazoa; Chordata; Actinopteri; Gobiiformes; Gobiidae
Source: the annotation of a GenBank genome assembly
AUGUAUUCUCCGCUCUGUCUGACGCAGGACGAGUUCCAUCCGUUCAUCGAGGCGCUCCUGCCGCACGUCCGCGCCUUCGCCUACACCUGGUUCAACCUUCAGGCGCGUAAACGGAAGUACUUCAAGAAGCACGAGAAGCGCAUGUCGAAGGAGGAGGAGCGCGCCGUGAAGGACGAGCUCCUCGGGGAGAAGCCGGAGGUGAAGCAGAAGUGGGCCUCGCGCCUCCUCGCCAAACUGCGCAAAGACAUUCGGCCCGAGUUCAGGGAGGACUUUGUUCUGACGGUGACGGGGAAGAAGGCGCCGUGCUGCGUCCUCUCCAACCCCGACCAGAAGGGCAAGAUGAGGCGCAUCGACUGUCUGCGGCAGGCCGACAAGGUGUGGCGCCUGGACCUGGUCAUGGUCAUCCUCUUCAAGGGGAUCCCUCUGGAGAGCACAGACGGAGAGCGUUUGGUGAAGAGCCCGCAGUGCGCCAACCCCGCGCUCUGCGUCCAGCCGCACCACAUUGGCGUCUCCGUCAAGGAGCUGGACCUGUACCUGGCCUACUUCGUACACGCAGUAAACGCCUCACGGUGCGUUCAGGGUCUCUCCGGGAAACCAGACACUGGUGAGACCGACUAUACUGCAGAGGAGGGGAGAGAGGAGAGGGGGGAGGAGAGGGGAGAGAGGGAGAGGAGAGGAGAGAGAGGGAGAGGAGAGGGGAGAGAGGGGGGGAGGAGAGGAGAGAGGAGAGGAGAGGGGGAGAUAGGAGAGAGGAGAGGAGGAGAGAGGAGAGAGGAGAGGAGGAGAGAGGAGAGGAGGAGAGAGGAGAGAGGAGAGGAGGAGAGAGGAGAGGAGGAGAGAGGAGAGAGGAGAGGGGGGGGGAGGAGAGAGGAGAGGAGGAGAGAGGAGGAGAGAGGAGAGGGGGGGGAGGAGAGAGGAGAGGAGGAGAGAGGAGUGAAAAGGAGCGAGAAAUAG